AUGUGCCACUUUCAGGUCUCCUCACACUGCUGGUGUGUUCAAUUUUUUGACAUAGGGUGCUGGCAGAUUACGGGCCUCCCAUAGCUGCUGCCAGGCCCCUAAUCUGCCAUGGGCCCCUAUAUACCGCCUCCUCAUGCUGCUGCCAAGUCCAGAGUCUCUCAUGGGUCCCUGUACGGCCUCCCAUUGCUGCUGUCUCCAUCGCCACACUCUGCCAUGUGCCACUUUCAGGUCUCCUCACACUCCUGCUGGUUUCCAUUUUGUCAUAGGUUGCUGUAUGGCCUCCCAUUGCUGCUGCCUCCACCGCCACACUGUGGCUCCAAACACUGGUUUUGGCCCCGUGACUGCCCAAAUGAGUGAAGUGUGCGGUGAUUCUAAGAUCGACGGCACUCAUCUGCAUGUCAUACUG
Staurois parvus is the source of this 406-nucleotide messenger RNA. The record is from the annotation of a GenBank genome assembly. Lineage: Eukaryota; Metazoa; Chordata; Amphibia; Anura; Ranidae.